Poeciliopsis prolifica (blackstripe livebearer) is the source of this 1549-nucleotide messenger RNA. Its product is annotated as leukotriene B4 receptor 1-like. Lineage: Eukaryota; Metazoa; Chordata; Actinopteri; Cyprinodontiformes; Poeciliidae. Bases 638 to 1549 code for a protein of 303 amino acids. Gene Ontology annotation, molecular function: G protein-coupled receptor activity. The record is from RefSeq and is a predicted model, not a curated record. The transcript has a single exon. Gene Ontology annotation, biological process: immune response; G protein-coupled receptor signaling pathway. Gene Ontology annotation, cellular component: membrane.
UUUCUAUUUUUUACACAGAACAAAAUCUCUCUCAAAGCUUCAAUUAGUGUUGUUUAUAACUAAGAUAAUUUUGUGUUUAACUUCCUUCCUGUGUUGGUGGACCUAAAUCUGGACCAAGAUAAAAAAGACUAAAAUGUUUAGUGGAAUCAGGCUGGUUGAAAGAAGACAAUGCAUUUUUUUAUGUUAAUCUGUUGCAGCUAAAUUCUACUUUGGCGAUCUGUGACAUUUAGGAUUUUGUGAACUAAAAUGCCAACAAAGAAGCACAUCGGCAGUUAUGUUGCAGAAGUGAUAUGUAUGUUUUUGCCUAUGUCUACCACAAACCGUGUUGCCCUGGACAUCCUCGUCACAAAAAUAGCAAGCACUGAUAGAAAGCAGUGAUGAUUCAAUUGCUUAGAACAACAGUAACAAAUGACUAGAGUUGGUUGAUCAAGUUUCCGGCUUGAUUAAAAAAAAGGUUGGAUAGAUUGUACUUAUGUGAUAGACACAAGUGCAAUCUAACCAAGCUUUUUUUUUUUGACUGAAUAUAGAAACCUAACCAACAAAAUCCAGCCCCUUUUUAGUGGUUCUUUUCUUUCAAUUCCUCUUAAUCUGACCAGUUUACUUCCGUGACAGCACAUUUAGCACUGUUAACAGCAUCAUGAGUAAUAACUCCUACAUGAACACCUCUGAUUUCUCUCUACCUCCUCGCACCUGGGUGCCUAACGGACUGAUCCCGGCGGUUCUGCUGUCCUGCUUUCUCCUAGGAGUUCCUGGAAACAUCGCAGUGAUUCUUUUAAAGCCCAAAUGGCAGAACAUGUCCCACCUGAGCCAGAGUUUGAUGCUCAACUUGGCCAUUUUUGACCUGCUCUCUCUGCUUACUCUCCCACUGUGGAUUUACGCUCUGCUCAACGCCUGGAUAUUCGGCCUUGAAACCUGUAAGCUUUUAGGAUUUCUUGUGUACUGCAGCCUUUAUGGCAGCUUGCUGACUGUGACAGCGUUGGGUGUCCAGCGGUACGUUGUGGUGGUGAACCAACGGAGAUGCGCUCAGGUACAAAAAAUCCACCUGCUGGUUCCACUCUGGUUUGGCGCUCUGAUCCUGUCUAUCCCUGCUUUGGUGACGGAGCAGGUGGAAACUAAAGAGCAGUGGACGUACUGCUACCCUCAGUUUUCAUCUCGGGCUCAGGGAUUGGCAGUGCUGCUGUCAGAGACCACAUCUGGCUUUGUUUCCUUUUUUGUCGUGGCCUAUUCCUACAUUCGCCUCCACAGGAGGAUUAGACAGGCAACCUUCUUCAACAAUCCACAGACGACCAGGCUGUUGACCAGCAUCAUUGUAAGCAAUUUUGUUCUGUGGUCUCCCCUUCAUACCAUAAAUGUACUGGCCCUGGGAGCUAUCUGCUUCAAAAAUGACAGUUUGUUGAUGUCUUGUGUGAACAUAUGGGACAUUGUCAAAGCAAUUGCUUUUCUAAAUAAUUGCAUUAACCCACUGCUGUAUGCCUUUAACUUCCAUAAACUGUGCAGAGUUUGCAUAAGCAAGAAGAAUCGGCAUAUCCUUCACCAACACUGGAAAUAA